Molecule: messenger RNA, 2753 nt
Organism: Dermacentor albipictus
Lineage: Eukaryota; Metazoa; Arthropoda; Arachnida; Ixodida; Ixodidae
Source: RefSeq, a predicted model, not a curated record
CCCAUUCCAUACGCGCUACGCGAGCGAGUGUCACUCGAGCUAGACCGUUUAGUUUCUGUGGGCGUGCUGUCGCCGGUGGCACACUCUGAAUGGGCAACGCCCAUAGUCGUAGUGCUUAAGAAAGACGGCGCAGUAAGAAUCUGCGGGGAUUUCAAGGCCACAGUAAAUCCAGCGUGUGCAACUGAGCAAUACCCAUUGCCAAUCAUUGAGGAUAUGUUUGCCCGAUUACACGAUGGGGACUAUUUCAGCACUCUGGAUUUACGGGAUGCAUACAAUCAAGUGGCGCUAGACGAUAACGCGAAGAAAGUUUGCGUCAUUAAUACGCCAAAAGGGCUAUUUUGCUACAAUCGACUUCCUUUCGGUAUAGCCUCAGCGCCCGCAAUAUUCCAAAGGAAAAUGGAUGAGGUAUUGGCUGGCCUUCCAGGAGCACAGGCUUAUCUUGACGAUGUGCUCAUUUCCGAAAAAGCGAGUGACGGCGGCGAAAGGCUGAAAAACGUCUUACAGCGCUUCCGAGAGCGCGGUGUAAAGCUAAGGUUCGAUAAAUGCAACUUGCGCAGCCCAGCAGUAACUUAUCUAGGCCAUCGGAUCGAUCGUGAUGGGCUUCAUCCGACAGAAAAAAACCUUGACGCUAUCAUGAAGGCACCGAGCCCCUGUAAUGUCAGUGAGCUACGUUCAUUCUUGGGCAUGAUUACUUUUUACGCGCGGUUUCUGCCGAACAUGUCAACCACACUUGGCCCAUUGUAUCAACUGCUUGAAAAGAACGCACGCUGGCAAUGGAAACAGCCGCAAGAGCACGCGUUUGAUCUUGCCAAGCAAAGCCUUAAAACAGCCAAGGUUCUAGUUCAUUUCGACCCUUCGAAGGAACUUAAACUGGAGUGUGACGCGUCUCCGUACGGUGUGGGAGCUGUCUUGUUUCACACGACCGGUAACGUUCACAGGCCCAUUGGGUUCCGCUCGCGAACAUUAACGCAGGCGGAGCGCAACUAUUCGCAGCUCGAGCGAGAGGCACUGGCACUGGUAUUCGGCGUCACGAAAUUCCGUGACUACCUUCUAGGUCGGGAAUUUACCUUAGUGACUGACCACCAGCCAUUGUUGGGCCUGCUGAAAUCGGACAAGCAGACGCCUACAAUGGCCGCCGCACGGAUACAACGUUGGGCACUCCACCUGGGGGCCUACCGCUACCGGCUACAGUAUGCACCAGGACGACAGAUGCUGAACGCUGACGCCCUCAGCCGACUUCCGCAAAGAUCUCCGGAAUCUGACGAUGACGGUGAGCCGCCCGAAUAUGUGCUGUCGCUAAACCAGCUGAACAAUGGCACCAUAACAACGCGUGAGCUGAAAGCAUUAACGGCUUUUGACCCUGUCCUGGUCGAGGUCAAACGGUACAUAUUACAUGGGUGGCCCAGAAACGCAAACGGAAUGGCCCGGGCCGUACUGCCGUUUUUUGACCGCAAGCUCGAAUUAUCCGUAGCACAUGAACUGGUGUACUGGGGUAAUAGGGUCAUAAUACCGACCGAAGCUAGGGAGCGAGUGCUGCAUCUUCUACAUGAAACGCACCAGGGUUCACCGGCAAUGAAAUCUGUCGCUCGUUCUUUGUUCUGGUGGCCAGGCCUCGACAAAAAUAUUGAAGACGUGUCUGCACAAUGCCAGUUCUGUGUGCAAAAUCUGCCGAUGCCAACUGCAGCUCCCGUCGUUAACUGGCCUGAAACAGGCGAAAGGUGGUCCCGUAUUCACAUGGACUACGCGGGUCCGAUCUGCGGAAAAAUGAUACUCGUACUAGUCGAUGCACACACCAAAUGGCUCGAAGCAAUACCUUUGUCACAUGCCUCAACGCAGACUACCAUUGACUGUCUGCGUGGCAUUUUCAGCAGGUUUGGAAUACCGCGCACGAUCGUUUCUGACAACGGGACCCCAUUUGCCAGUCAAGACUUCGCGUUGUUCGUGGCAAACAACAACAUUGUGCACCUUCGAUGCGCUCCAUACCAUCCCCAGUCUAAUGGUGCGGCGGAAAGGGCAGUACGAACGAUAAAAGAUGGUCUUCGAAAAAUGACGAAAGGAAAACUUGAAGAGAACCUAGUACGGUUGCUUUUUAACUACCGGAGGACUCCGCAAAAAUCGGCACUUGCAGGACCAAAAGAGGACCAAGAUGACUGGCUGCCGCUACCUGCAAGUGAAGUGUAUGCCCGCAAUUACGGUGUGGGGAGCAAGUGGACGCCCGGUCAUGUGAAGGCGACGUCGGGAGCGAGAAUGGUGACCGUGGAAACAUCGGACGGAGUCAUCCAGCGGCACGUGGACCAGGUCCGCCCGCGACAGGAAGUACCAGGGGACAAACCGACAGUAACUACAACCACCACACAUCGCAGUGAGCCGGACCAAGCAACACAACUACAGCAUCCAGAAACGGUGAAUCUGGAUGAAGGCAUAACUGCUCGGCGCAUUCUAAAUGGCACCCGUUCUCCAGACUUUGCGGCACCAGAUAUUCCAGUGGCCCCGUUGCAUACAGGUGUCGCCCAACAAACGCUGAGACGCUCAACGAGAGAACGCAAGCCAGUGCAACGCUUUCAUUUCUGAGGAGGAAGGAAUGUUGCAACUUUACGCAUUUUCGAAGUGCGCGCACCUUUAUCGCCUUAUCUGGCGAUCCUUCGAGUUCGGAUUAUCACUGCUAACACGUGCUCCUUUCUAUCUUCCUGCCACUCGGCUACUUAUAAAUACGCUCUACACCUUUGAAUAAACGUUCAUUUUGUUCUACUGAC